GCUUAGUCUCACGGUUAGUCUAGACGGGAGACAACCGCAGGCAUUUUACGCCGAGGUCGAUAGAAUGGCAGGGAUAUUUAUUCGUCGGAUCCCACGACUCUGUAAUAGUUUGGUAUGCAGGAAUCAUCUAAAACAACCACCAAAUCGUGUGUGCUCCUCAGAAACUCCGUUGUUUACAGACCACACUGAGCCACCUAUUCCUCCAUACAAAGAACGUUCAGGCGAAGAUGAAGAAUGCAUGCGAGCAAGGCUUUUGUACCAGAGUAGAAAGCGUGGAAUGCUAGAAAAUGGCUUGCUGCUAAGUACUUUUGCUGGACUGCACCUCAAAGACUUCACAUUACCGCAGCUGAAAAUGUAUGAUCGUUUGAUCAAUCGACCAACAAAUGACUGGGAAAUAUACUACUGGAUGACAGGAGUAAAACCCACACCAGAUGAAUAUAACAAUGAAGUGAUGGAUAUGUUAAAAAAGCAUGUAUGUAAUGAAGAUAAAGCUUCAAGGAUUACCCAGCCUGACCUAAACUAAAUCCCUGCCAACUUCUCUGUGGUUAAUUAAGAAAGAAGUCACCGAUUGGCUGCUGGUAGCUAAGUGUAGCACAAUUCUGCUGCCUGUGGGAUCCUUUCAUGUCAGUGUUUUCUAUGGAAUCAUCAUUCACCGCCGCUGUAAAAUACUGAAGUUUGUGGCUGUCUAGUACGUUAACACAAGAAUAGAACACAGAAAAACUCUUUUCAGUAGCCAUGCUUGUUAGAAAUAACAUGAAUUAUUUUAAUUCACAUAUUUUAGGUGUGGAUUGGCUUGUCUUCAUGUAUGUACAUAUGCACAUGUGUAGCAUAGUGCUUGCACAAGAGUUAUAAAUAAAGUAUUGUUUGAAACUUCA
Messenger RNA from Pomacea canaliculata, 875 nucleotides. Its product is annotated as succinate dehydrogenase assembly factor 2, mitochondrial-like. The transcript has 5 exons. Gene Ontology annotation, cellular component: mitochondrion. The record is from RefSeq and is a predicted model, not a curated record. Gene Ontology annotation, biological process: tricarboxylic acid cycle; mitochondrial respiratory chain complex II assembly; mitochondrial electron transport, succinate to ubiquinone. NCBI's taxonomy places the organism in Eukaryota, Metazoa, Mollusca, Gastropoda, Architaenioglossa, Ampullariidae. The coding region runs from base 65 to 523 and encodes 152 amino acids.